This is a messenger RNA of Staurois parvus, 285 nucleotides long. The record is from the annotation of a GenBank genome assembly. Lineage: Eukaryota; Metazoa; Chordata; Amphibia; Anura; Ranidae.
AAGUGUCCAGACUGGAAGGGGGGAAAGUGUCCGGACUGGAAAGGGGGGGAAAGUGUCCGGACUGGAAGGGGGAGAAGUGUCCGGACUGGAAGGGGUGAAAGUGUCCGGACUGGAAGGGAGAGAAAGUGUCCGGACUGGAAGGGGGUGAAAGUGUUUGGACUGGAAGGGGGGGGAAAGUGUCCGGACUGGAAGGGGGGGAAGUGUCCGGACUGGAAGGGAGAGAAAGUGUCCGGACUGGAAGGGGGUGAAAGUGUUUGGACUGGAAGGGGGGGAAAGUGUCCGGAC